AUGGGAAGUGAGAUAGACAGUGAUUUUGAACCAGAAAAAGAUAAUGUCAUCAUCAUGAAAAGAAAGCCUGGAAGUGCCCUUGAUGUUCCAGUGGUCUCUAACCUUGAAAUCCCAUUCUCAGUACAGACAGUCAUCUCUAGGAUUGAAAAAGCACAGCUCCUACGAGCUAGAGAGGACAUUAAUAUGCAACUGACUGAAAUAAUGAACAAUGUGCAUCGGAUAAUAACCCGCUAUUCUCAUACUGAUCCUACCUCACCAACUGAAAGAAGGAAGUCCCUUACAGAAAAUACGAGAAAACGAAGAAACAAUUUUUUGGAGAAAGUGACUGCUCAUUCUAAGGCUGUUGAAGUUAGAGAAAAUAUCCUUAACUACAUUCUGGCCUGGUUGGAAGAAUGGCAUGGCAUUUUGUCUUCAAUGACUGCAAUGGAUAUUGAAGAACAUCACCACUGGAUAGCACAAAUGCAGAUGUUACCAGAAACACUAAAAGCUAUUGAGAACAAUGUCAAGAUACUGUGUAGAAUCAGUACAACUUUGCUUGAAGAAAAGAGGAAACAAAAGAAAAGAACACAAUCUAGAAGUACUUUAUGGAAACCUUGGAAAGAAAGAGUUGCAAAGCGACCUGCGACAGCCCAUGCCUUAAGACCAGAUCAGAUGAUUAGCGAUCAAUAUUCAACAAAUAGAAAGGUUUCAGAAAUUCAGGAUAUGCUUCAGGAACUCGCAGGCACAACAAUGUUCAAUAAGUUGGAAAACAAUGCUAUUAAAUAUAUAUCAUCAACAAUAUCCAACCUUUCUAAAGCCUUGGGUAUGCUAAGUGACGAUUUAAAGGCUACUGACUUCCCAAUUGGCAAUUUGUAUGUAGAUGAAAUAAGAGAAGCAGAUAAAGAACUCUCUAACAAAAUAAUACAUGGUCUCAGUGAACAAAAUGAAAUGCUUCAGCAGAGACUUAAAGAUGUAGAAGAAAAAUUUGAACAACUUAUUCAAUCCAAAACUAUUAAAGGAGAACAACUACCUACAGCAUUGCCCACAUCUUCAACCUUAAAAGUAUUAUCUGAACUUUCUCCACAGUCAUCCAUGACUAAAGCUGGUGACAUGGAGGACACUGUGGACAGUAUUUUAAGCAAAGAAUUUGAAAAUGUUUUAGAUGAAUCCCAAAGAAAAGGAAUAAAAGGUGCUGGGAUAAAGUGGGAUGCACCUCUUUCAUUUACAGCCCAAGUUGAAGAAACCCCAGAGCUAACUGAAGAGCCUGAUAAAGAUACUACUGGAGAUGAUAUAUCACCAAAGAAAGAUGAUGACCAUCCUAAAGUUCAAACUGACCAGCAUCCAUCACAGAAAAUGCACACAAAAGACCCACAUUCACAUGAGGUCUCUGAAUCAAAUCUGAGUGAUGGUAAAGGUGAACAGAAAGUCUCAAAGGACAAACCUGGUCAACAAUUUGAGCUACAAGCACUGGAAAAGAAGAGAAAAGAAAGAAAAUCCUUUUCUCAAGGCAAAUCAAAGCCAUCCAUUGAACCAAAAAGUCAACAUGUCUCUUCUAUUGAAACCAAGAGCCCAGAUGGCAAAAGUGGAACAAGGAGUACGUUGGAGCAAGUCAGAAAGGUCAAACCUGAACAAGUACUUGAAAAAGCCUCGACUUCCUCAGAGAUUAAAUCAGACUCCUCUAGUGAGUCAGUGGGCAAAGAGAUCAAAAGCAAAAGGAGUAGAUCAACAGAGGCAGCAGAGGAUGAUUUCACCUCUGAGCCACAGAAAGUUGAAACAGAAGAAAAGAAACCCCAAAUCUUUCCAGUAAGGAGCACAAGCAAAGAAGGAACAAUCGAAGAGAAAGAAAUGUUAUCCUUUAUCAAACAAACCCAGCCUCAACAACUUGUUAAAUCACACUCAAAGACCACUAAAGAGGAUUUAGGAAGUCCAGAUGGCAAGAGAGAACAAGGUAACCUAGAAUUAUUUCAAAAAGCCAUUCUGGCUUUCCUGAAAGAGAAAAUUGAUAAUACAGGAAAGCCUUUUGGUAAAGAGAGUGUGCUAAAGGAGGAAAAGUUAUUAAAAAAAGAAGAAGUUGAAAAGUUAGGAAUUAUAAAGUCAAAGACAGAGGAAUAUUUCCAAAAAGUGGCUGAAACUGUGACUAAAAUCUUGAGGAAAUACAAAAAUAUAAAAAAUGAAGGACAAGUUGAAGAUAAAUCUUCGAAACAAAAAAAAAUUGUCUCAUUUAUGCCAGAGUCACAUUUUCAGAAGUCAAAAUCCACUAGUGCAAAAUCUGAAAUUAGCUCAAUUCUCGAAAAUGAGAGCACAGACCCAUUAAUUAAUAAUUUAAUACAAAUGAUUGUGACUGAAUUAGAAAGAGAAAGGUAUGUUCCAACAGUUGUGGAAGGGGAAGACCACAAGGAGAAAGGAAAAAAGAAGCAGAAGGAUUAUUUGCCAGAAGAUCAAGAAAAAAUACCUGGCAUGCAUGAGCCACAGAAACCGAAACGGGGGCAGGAAGAAGAGGUAUGGAAGGACCGGCAAAAACAGAGAACUCAAAAGUGGAUUGAGCAAGAUGGGAAGGAAAAUCAAAGGAAAAGGGAGAAAGAAGAGCAGCAGCAAAUAAGGCAGCAGCAGUUGGAACCAUGGAAGCAAAUGAUGAAAGAACGAGAGGUGCCCUUGGAGAAGAAGAGUGAAGAGACAACGUGGCAGAUUCAGAAGGAAGAAGGACUUCAGGAGCUGGCAAUUACAGGGGAGAAAGACAAGAGGCAGAGCAGAGGGACAGAAAACUUCAAAAGGCAGAGGCAGAACAAAGAAAAGGAUAAGAUAGAGAAGAAAAAAUCUGUAGAGCUAAUACAAAUGGUCACCCAAAGUCCAGCGACAUCAUCUCCAAGGAGGAGGAAGACAUUGAAAUAUGAAUCCCAGCUAUAUGAAGAUCAAAAGAUCGAAAGGAAUCUUGAGACAUUAGAGAGUCUUCCUGAAGAAGAGAGUCCCAUACCAGUCACUCCUCCCACCUCCAGACGAUCUUCCCUAACCAGCACCCUUCCUGCUUUUGAUGUAUCUCUCACAGAGUACACCACUCUGACUCCCGAGCAGGCCCAGGAGCUGGGGAUCACUCUCACCCCUCAGCAGGCAGAGGCACAAGGGAUCACUCUUACUCCUCAGCAGGCCCAUGACCUGGGGAUCACUCUCACCCCCCAGCAGGCCCAGGCCCUGGGGAUUACUCUCACCCCUCAGCAGGCCCAGGCCCUGGGGAUCACUCUCACCCCCCAACAGGCCCAGGCAGAGGGGAUCACUCUCACCCCUCAGCAGUCCCAGGCACAGGGGAUCACUCUUACCCCUCAGCAGGCCCAGGCACAGGGGAUCACUCUCAUCCCCCAGCAGGCCCAGGACCUGGGGAUCACUCUCAACCCUCAGCAGGCAGAGGCACAAGGGAUCACUCUCACCCCUCAGCAGGCCCAGGACCUGGGGAUCACUCUUACUCCUCAACAGGCCCAGGACCUGGGGAUCACUCUCACACCUCAGCAGACAGAGGCACAAGGGAUCACACUCACCUCUCAGUGUGCCCAGGACCUGGGGAUCACUCUCAACCCUCAGCAUGCAGAGGCACAAGGGAUCACUCUCACCCCUCAGCAGGCCCAGGACCUGGGGAUCACUCUCACCCCUCAGCAGGCAGAGGCACAAGGGAUCACUCUCACCCCUCAGCAGGCCCAGGACCUGGGGAUCACUCUCACCCCUCAGCAUUCCCAGGACCUGGGGAUCACUCUCACCCCUCAGCAGGCCCAGGCACAGGGGGUCACUGUCACCCCUCAGCAGGCCCAGGCCCAGGGGAUCACUUUCACCCCUCAGCAGGCCCAGGACCUGGGGAUCACUCUCACCCCUCAGCAGUCCCAGGUACUGGGGGUCACUCUCACCCCUCAGCAGGCUCAGGACCUGGGGAUCACUCUCACCCCUCAGCAUUCCCAAGUACUGGGGAUCACUCUCACCCCUCAGCAGGCCCAGGACCUGGGGAUCACUCUUACCCCUCAGCAGGCCCAGGACCUGGGGAUCAUUCUCACCCCCCAACAGGCCCAGGACCUGGGGAUCACUCUCACCCCUCAGCAGUCUCAGGACCUGGGGAUCACUCUCACCCCCCAGCAGGCCCAGGCACAGGGGAUCACUCUCACCCCCCAGCAGGCCCAGGCACAGGGGAUCACUCUCACCCCCCAGCAGGCCCAGGCACAGGGGAUCACUCUCACCCCCCAGGAGGCCCAGGCACAGGGGAUCACUCUCACCCCUCAGCAGGCCCAGGCACAGGGGAUCACUCUCACCCCUCAGCAGGCCCAGGCACAGGGGAUCACUCUCACCCCUCAGCAGGCCCAGGCACAGGGGAUCACUCUCACCCCUCAGCUGGCCCAGGCACAGGGGAUCACUCUCACCCCUCAGCAGGCCCAGGACCUGGGGAUCACUCUCACCCCUCAGCAGGCCCAGGCACAGGGGAUCACUCUCACCCCUCAGCAGGCCCAGGCACAGGGGAUCACUCUCACCCCUCAGCAGGCCCAGGACCUGGGGAUCACUCUCACCCCUCAGCAGGCCCAGGCACAAGGGAUCACUCUCACCCCUCAGCAGGCCCAGGCACAGGGGAUCACUCUCACCCCUCAGCAGUCUCAGGACCUGGGGAUCACUCUCACCCCUCAGCAGGCCCAGGCACAGGGGAUCACUCUCACCCCUCAGCAGGCCCAGGCACAGGGGAUCACUCUCACCCCUCAGCAGGCCCAGGCACAGGGGAUCACUCUCACCCCUCAGCAGGCCCAGGCACAGGGGAUCUCUCUCACCCCUCAGCAGGCCCAGGCACAGGGGAUCACUCUCACCCCUCAGCAGGCACAGGACCUGGGGAUUAGUCUUAACCUUCAGCAGGCCCAGGCUCCAGUCAUCACUCUCUCUCCUCAAUUGGCCCAGGUAUUGCGUGCUGUCCUCACUCCUGAGCAGGUUCAGGCAUUGUUGCCCCCUCUUCCUUCUGGUCAGACUCAGUCUUUGCAGGGCCUUCUUCCUCCAGAACAAGUGCAGGAAUCUGUUACUCCAGAGAAAACCCACAGUUUAGGCAUCACACUUACCCAUGGAGAAGCUCAGGCAGUAGGCAUCGCCCACACCAAUGAGCUAGCACAGACUUUAGAAGCCCCUCUUACUGAAGAACAGGCAAGGAAAUUGGGGGUUUCUAUCACUCCAGAAAAGUUUCAAGGGGUAUCAAAUAUUAUUAGCCUGGAGCAGUUCCUUGCAUUGAGGGCCACUCCCUCCCAUCAGCUGGCUCAGGCACUUGGCACUCCUCUCAACCUGGAGAAGCUUGCCAAGCUGGCUCCUUCCACUCUUAGACCAUUUCAUGAAUUGAAGGCUUCUUUCCCCAUGAAACAAUCCAUUCCAUCAAGACUAUCUCCAAGCCCUUGGCAGUCACUGACAUCAUCUGCUCCUGGGAAAGGCCAAGGAAUGCAUAUUCCUUCUGGCCCAGGGAAGCUCCUGGCACCACUGAUCCUUCCUACCUCUAGAAAGAUCCAGAUAGGUAAAGGUCAAUCCAUUCCUGCACAAUCCACAGCACCAGAGAUCCUUCUCACUCCUGGGCAGCCCCCAGUAUCUGGGGUCCCUCCCACUCCAGGGCGACCUCUUAUAUCUAGACUCCCAUCCACCUUUGGACAGAUUCCUAGACUCCGAGAUCCUCUGUCACCUGGGAAGCCCUUGGUUCCUGAAGCCUCUUCCAUCCCCAGGGAGCUUCAGGAAUCUAGACUCGGCUUAUUUGAACAGCCCCAGGCAUUCCAGCCUCCUGCCAAGCCUGAGCCAUCUCCCUAUCUGCAGACCCCUUCUCCCUUUGGGCAGCAACUGGCACCAUGGAUCAUUCCUGGGCAAGUUUUACCACUACGGGUCCCUCCCACUCCUAGACAUCCCUCCACACGCUUGCCUCCCCCAGUUCCUGAAAAGCCUCAGGGAGUUUUAUUCUCUUCUGUUGCUCCGAAAAGAUUGGCAAUUAUUUCUUCCCUGAAAUCUAAACCAGUUUUGGUUCAUCCAAGUUCUCCACAUUCCAAGGUACCUCAAGCUCCUUUCAUCACUAAGAAGUCCCAAAUAUCAGAGUUCUCUGACAUUUCUGAAAAAAGCAAGAUUCUCCAAGAUACUUCUGCCAUGGAACCAUUUGAAACAUUUCAGUCCUAUCUCACCAAUUACAGGAUGCCAGUAUCGCAAUCCCCUUACAUUGAUGGGCAGGCCCUUCCCCGUCUCAUGAAGCCUCAAACAUCACUACCAUCUCUAAUAACUCAUCUACCCAAAAUAUCACAGAUCUUACCUUCUGAAUGGGACCAGAAAUCUCGAUUCCCCCCUAUAAACAAGCCCUGGAUACUGACUUCAGUUUUAGGCAUCAAGAAACCAAAGAUGGCAGUGCCCCCUUCCUCUCCCCAAGAACUUGAGGAAAAGAGGUAUACUGUUGAUGUGGAGGCUCAGAGGAAGAACCUGAUACUAUUAAAUCAGGCCACAAAAACUUCUGGACUCCCUUUGCAGCAACAUACAACAGCUAGGAAUCUCAUAAUUGAGACACUUCACAUGAACAAUAUUCGGUUGGGAUACCUGUUCCGCAAGUACAUUGCCUAUAGGCUGAUCCAGCGUGCCAGACAAAACAUAAUCAAGCAAUUAAAAACUAUCCGAAACAAUGGGAAAGGUUAUGAGAUGCAAAACCUCUACAUCAUGCUGAGCAGAAUUGAUGACUACCAGAAAAAGGUGAUGAAGGUCUGGACUGAGAAGCAGAAGUCUCUAGAGGAGAAACGAAGUCAGUGCCUGAGGAACAUGAUGUUCUUAUUUAGCCAGCUCCAAGAGAAGUUUAAACUGAAUCUUAGUCUACCUACCCCCUUGAUCAUUGACAAAAAUCAAAUACCUACAUGUACCGAAUUUUUUCAACGGCCAUUGCUAGAGUUAUCUGAAGAGGAAAAAAAAUCUGAAAUUUUCAAGAAAUUUAGACGAGAAGAUCAGAAGGAAGCCAUCUGGCAUGCUAAUCUGUCCACAUCAAGCUACCCAAUAACAGAGAAGACAUCAAUACAUUCACUCUGGGCCCAAUUGGGUGGGUAUCCAGAUAUUCCUAGACUGCUCCAGUUAGAUAUUCAGUCUACCUUCAGAAAAUCUCUUGCAUCCAUUCAAUCACAGUAA
Messenger RNA from Sciurus carolinensis (gray squirrel), 7107 nucleotides. It is a transcript of the gene Fam186a, whose product is annotated as family with sequence similarity 186 member A. Lineage: Eukaryota; Metazoa; Chordata; Mammalia; Rodentia; Sciuridae. Bases 1 to 7107 code for a protein of 2368 amino acids. The record is from RefSeq and is a predicted model, not a curated record. The transcript has 12 exons.